AUGGAAGAUUCCCAUGCAAACCAAUUAAAGAGAGAUUGGGCAUCAGCGAGAAGCUUAAAGCAACCUAAUCAGCAAACUGGAGGCACCAGUGGAAACCCUAAUCUCCCUGCGCCUGGGCCGGGCGGAGCAGGCUCGAUCCGGCCUGGAUCGAUGGCAGACCGAGCCCGGAUGGCAAACAUGCCGAUGCCGGAGGCUGGCCUGAAAUGCCCCCGGUGCGAGUCCUCCAACACCAAGUUCUGCUACUUCAACAACUACAGCCUCUCCCAGCCCCGCCACUUCUGCAAGACCUGCCGCCGCUACUGGACUCGUGGCGGUGCCCUACGUAACGUCCCAGUGGGAGGUGGCUGCCGGAGGAACAAGCGAAGCAAGGGGGGUGGCAGCUCAAAAUCCCCGGCUGCCGGUAGCAGCAGUUCCUCUGGUGGUGCAGCUUCCUCCACCACGUCCACGGCCACCGCAGCAAGCAUACUGGGCCUCACACCGACGCAAAUCCCACCACUCCGCUUUAUCUCUCCUCUGAGUCAGCUCACUGAAUUCGCUCCCAGUGACCUAGGGUUAAACUACAACGGAAUUUCCACGGGGAUAAGCGAUUUGAAUCUCAGUGGCGGUGGCUCAUAUAUCGAGCCAUGGCGCUUGCAGGCAGCGGGACAGAUCUCUUCGGUGAACGGGUUAGAUUUCCCAGUGGGGCUGUACCCGUUUCAUGGGGGGCUGGACGGAUCGGGUUAUGCAGGAGAGGGAAGUCAACUCCGGCCAAAGCAGUUCGCUUCUAAUUUAGGCCUUAUUAGUCAGAUGGGUUCAGUGAAGAUGGAGGAGCGUCCGCAGGAUCAGUUGAAUUCUUCUUCAAGGCAACUCUUGGGAGUAGCGACAGGAAAUGAUCAGUAUUGGAGUGGAACUGCAUGGACUGAUAUGUCUGGAUUUAGCUCUUCUCCCACCAGUACUAAUCCUUUGUGA
Messenger RNA from Thlaspi arvense, 948 nucleotides. NCBI's taxonomy places the organism in Eukaryota, Viridiplantae, Streptophyta, Magnoliopsida, Brassicales, Brassicaceae. The record is from the annotation of a GenBank genome assembly.